Messenger RNA from Agrilus planipennis (emerald ash borer), 683 nucleotides. Its product is annotated as ABC transporter G family member 20-like. Gene Ontology annotation, molecular function: ABC-type transporter activity. Gene Ontology annotation, cellular component: plasma membrane. The record is from RefSeq and is a predicted model, not a curated record. The transcript is spliced from 3 exons. Gene Ontology annotation, biological process: transmembrane transport. Bases 2 to 565 code for a protein of 187 amino acids. NCBI's taxonomy places the organism in Eukaryota, Metazoa, Arthropoda, Insecta, Coleoptera, Buprestidae.
GAUGAUUUUCUUUUUGGGUACGACGAAUACAUCGACAAUAAUAAUUUCUGAUCGAUUAGAAGGUGUUUGGGAUCGAUCGAUAGUCGCGGGGGUUACUUCAGCCGAAAUAUUGUUAACCCAUUUUGUCACCCAACUUUUGAUAAUUAUUUUCCAGUCAGCUCUGAUAAUGGUAUUAACGUUCGCAAUAUUCAAGUACACCUCAGAGGGGAGUCUUGUGGUUAUUACAGUGCUGAUAUUUUUGCAAGGUCUUUGCGGAAUCAGCUACGGAUUUUUAAUAUCGGUCUUUUGUAGCGACCAUAAUUCAGCCAACAUAUUGUCCACUGGCGUGUUUUAUCCCAUGAUCUUAACUUGUGGCUUGGUGUGGCCCAUCGAAAGUAUGCCAACAGUUCUUCGUUGGAUAUCUCUUUGUUUGCCAUUUACAGUACCGAUUUUAUCGGUGAGAAAUGUUCUUAAAAAGGGAUGGGGUAUGACCCAUCUACAUGUCCUGAAUGGCGUUGGCCUGGAAAUACUUUGGUGCGUUAUUUUAGGCACCAUUAGUGCUUACCAACUAAAAAAACGUAGAUAAAUUGUGAUUAUUUGUUUAGCAAAGUGUUCGUUUAUUUAUUUGUGGAUGUUUUAUAUUAGUUUGUUUAAGCAAUUGCUAUUGUAAAUAAAAAAAAAGGAAUAAAAUGGUUGUUUGCUCA